This is a messenger RNA of Labrus mixtus (cuckoo wrasse), 3655 nucleotides long. Its product is annotated as rap guanine nucleotide exchange factor 5-like. Gene Ontology annotation, cellular component: plasma membrane. The transcript has 18 exons. The record is from RefSeq and is a predicted model, not a curated record. The coding region runs from base 306 to 2165 and encodes 619 amino acids. Gene Ontology annotation, biological process: positive regulation of GTPase activity; Ras protein signal transduction. Gene Ontology annotation, molecular function: guanyl-nucleotide exchange factor activity. Lineage: Eukaryota; Metazoa; Chordata; Actinopteri; Labriformes; Labridae.
GGUGAAAGGCGAGGUAUGGAGCGAGGGAAUCUAUCCUACACUCUCAGUAAAGCCAAGCACAAAGGGAUACCUGGAGUCCAACAGAGACAGACUUCUCUGCAUGUGUCUUUCUGCAGAGCUGACCGAGGCAUUCAGGGACUGGGACAUUGGCUGCAGUGACAGAGGACGCCGUAACUCACCUGAGCAGCACACACAGAAACACGCUCCAUUCAUUACUCUUUUUUUGUAAGUUUCUCACCUGCUCUUACACUUUUUUUAAGAGUUGUGUGAACUCAAGGGAAGGGGUCUUUCUGCUGUUUUUGACGAUGUCGUGGGACUGUGGCCUGAGGCACAUGUUCUCCGUGCCCCCUGUGCUGCAGCAAGGGAGCAUGUGCAUCCUGCAUGACAAGGAGGACCUCUCCAGACUGGAGAUGGUCCAAAGACUGGCCAAGGAUGGCUGCCGCUUUUUGCAGAACCAGAGCAAGGGCCCGGAGAGGACAAGUGAGCCACAGAGUGACGAGGCAGUCCGUGUGUGUGUGAAGGAGAGGGGCCAGGACGUGCUGGUUCUCCAGAGAGUGUCGUCACAGCAGCCAGCCCCCUCUGCAUCAGGGAGGGGAGGGAGGAGAGAGGAGACUAGGAACAGGAGGUACGUGGUGGUAUCAGGGACCCCGGAGAAGAUCCUCGAGCACCUGCUGAAUGACAUGACUCUGGACGAGGAGCAGGGUACAACACAGGGCAAAGAGUCAGAUACACUCCUGGAUGACUUUCUGCUCACCUACCCAGUCUUUAUGUCAACCAGUGAUUUCUGUCAAGCUCUGCUCGGACACUAUUGCUCCAAGCGUUACAGAGGGAAAGAGGACAAAAAGGAGGCUCUGGAGAGGAAGCGAAAAGUCCUGCACCUGGUGUCACAGUGGGUGUCUCUCUGCAGAGAUUUCCUGAGGGAGGACGAGCAUGUCAAACUCUUCAUGAAGACUUUGUGUCAUUACGUGUUGGACGAUCUGUACGAGCAUCCAGCGCUGGAGAGGGAUGUGAGGGAGCUGCAGCAACUGUACCGACUGCAACGCAGACACACGUCAGAUGAAUAUUCCCCUCAACGAAAGAGCAAAGUGCUUUUCCACCAAUUGAGCCUGAAGGAGAACGGGCUUCAGUCCAGAGGAACACAGAGGGAGGGCAAGGAAGUGCUCUGUCAUGUGUACAUCACCAUGGACUCGUACUUAAGUAUGAAGGCCCAUGAAGGUGUAGUCACCCAGGAGCUGCUGCAGGCAGCGGCAGACAGGAUGGACGUCCCUCAGGGUGAACUGGUGCUGGUGGCUGGAGGUCGGCUCCUCCUGCAGCCACACGACAGAGUCUUCUCUGAUUCUUCACGGCCGGUGGGGAGGCUGCAUGUGUGCAGGAAGGACCUGGGUGAAAUCCUGAACCCAUUCACAGACAACUCAGAGCUGCAACAGAGGACAGCCCGCUUGCUCAGUUUGAACACAUGGGACGUGGCUGUUGCUCUCACCAACUUCGACUGGACCAUCUUUGACUCAGUGCACGAGCAAGAGCUGGUCUAUUUUACCUUCAGCCGCCACAGUAGCAGUGGCCACACGGUGGCAUUGGAGCUUCUGCUACAGCGCUGUGAUGAGGUCCAGCUGUGGGUGAUGACUGAGGUGCUGCUCUGUCCCAUGCUCUGCAAAAGAGUCCAACUCAUCAAGAAGUUCAUCAAGAUCGCCGCGCACUGUAAAGCUCAGAGGAACCUCAACUGCUUCUUUGCCAUUAUAAUGGGCCUUAACGCGGCAGCAGUCAGUCGCCUCAGUCAGACAUGGGAGAAAAUUCCUGGGAAAUUCAAAAAGCUCUUUUCAGAGCUGGAGACAAUAACAGAUCCGUCGCUGAAUCACAAAGCCUACAGGGAUUCCUUCAAGAAGAUGAAGGCGCCAAAGAUCCCCUUUAUUCCUCUGCUUCUGAAAGAUAUCACAUUCAUUCAUGAAGGCAACAAGACGUUUCAUGACAACUUGGUCAAUUUUGAAAAGCUGCACAUGAUAGCAGAGACUGUGCGCAUCAUCCGGCAGUGUCAGAAAGAUCACAUGGGAAACGGCAUCAUGCAGAAGAGCAGCCCAGAAGUGCGAGCCUACAUUGAUUACCUUCAUAUCAUCGACAAUCAGCAGACUCUGUUUGAACUCUCACACAGGCUAGAGCCUCGUGCUUAGAGAGCAGCUCUUACUGCACUACACACGCAGUCCUAUCGCCAAGGAACAAUCUAUCUGUCUCAUCUAUCUCUCAGGUCAGCAAUCAGAGGACGCUGCAUGAUCCCGGCCAACCACAGGAGGGAGCUGCUCUAUCAGGAAACACCAUUAGGGAUGGGAAAAAUAGCAAAUAAAUCAUUCAAGGUUAAAAGUAAAUUAGCCUGAAUAGAUUCAAAACAAGAUCACAGUUACAUCAUCAAACUGUUCAGCAGCACAACACAAGUGUAACUCCAACUGCACAGGUUGGCAGCUUUAGAGCUUUUCUGACAAAGACCCAACAGCUCUCUCUUGUGGAGAAUCAGUAGUCAGUGCAGAGGAGCAUGUUUUCACAUAACAUGCGUCUAAUCAAGAGCUACAGAAAAGGAGCCAGCUGCCAAGCAUGGAGGAUAUGACCAUGAAAUCAGAACAUGUACGUUUUGUAUUUUAACACUCUGUUAGUAGAUCUGGCAGGAGAGAUUUGUUCCAUCUCAUUUAACCAAAGAGUAUUUUAGUCUAGUACAUCACACAUCUGUUUCCUCAGCGCUGAACACAAUCCAGAUGUUCUCUCCUCCAGGUAACAGAGAUAGUUAUAAAUCAGCUCUCAGUGAUUGCACAACAAGCUGCCGUCGAGCUGACCUAAUAUAGACAACAGAACAAGUAAUGAUUGUUAAAUCUUCAACAUUUUAUUUUCAAGUCUCUUUCAAUGCAUUUUAUCUUUAAUUAAGCAUAACAUAGAGUAUUCAGUGAGGCUUUACGCAAAGGUGUUAGAGGAGGACAUUAUAGGUGUGAAAGGUUGUGUGUCCUGUGUGUAAGUAUACUCAAAUGUAUGCGAGUGCCAAAACCCCAUAGGAAUGUCAAUUAUAACAAAUGCUAAUUGCUAAUUUUUUUAAAGCUUGGGUAUAAGUUUCGCUGUGGACAAUCAGUUCAAAUAAGCAGCAGACCAAUUCUGAUUAGUCUCUGUCUUAUUAUUAUUUCUACUUUACGCUACAGCUAGUCUCUGUUAUCCUCAAUAAAAAGAAAGAUAGUACAGCACAUUGUAAAAAAAAGUGUGUAGUCAGAGAAGAUGCAAUAUUUAUUAUUUAAAUUGGAUAACAGGAAGCUGUCAAAGGCUUGAGUAACAUCAUUUAAAGUAGGCAUUGUGAAAGCGAUGUAGAUGUUUUUAUGUUUUUUAAAUCAUUCUUGAAUUUUGAUUUGUAUAUUUUAUUAGUCAACUUGACAUAAAGCAAACAGUAUUUCUCUUAUUUUGAAUUUCCUUUGUAUCAUCAACAUUGUAUAGUUGUUCAUACUGUAAAUAUGUUAAAAUUCUGUGGAUUUUUAUUUAAUACAGAAUUAUUUAUUUGCUGAUUAGAUCACAUGUUUUGAUUUUAUGUUUUUUUGUUUUUGUUGUACACACUGAUUUUGCUGGUCUGCGUGACAUGGAAAACCAUGGAUUGACCACCAGUGUCGACUGUGCAUAAAAAUAUUUUUCAUCAUGA